Messenger RNA from Penicillium paradoxum, 1089 nucleotides. RefSeq names its product twinfilin. Lineage: Eukaryota; Fungi; Ascomycota; Eurotiomycetes; Eurotiales; Aspergillaceae. The coding region runs from base 1 to 1089 and encodes 362 amino acids. The record is from RefSeq and is a predicted model, not a curated record. Gene Ontology annotation, cellular component: cytoplasm; actin filament. The transcript has 3 exons. Gene Ontology annotation, molecular function: actin filament binding; actin monomer binding. Gene Ontology annotation, biological process: actin filament depolymerization; barbed-end actin filament capping.
AUGCAGUCCGGAAUCACAGGUAAGGGAUCAGCACACCAGGACCUCAACCCAUUCAACCCCUGGAACCAACUAACAACCCACCCAGUCUCCUCGGAGCUGCAAGAUGCAUUCGCCCGCUUCAACUCCGACUCCUCAAGCUUCUGUCUGCCAGUCACCAUUACAGCAGAGACCCUAACGCCGCUGCCCGCAAUUUCCUUCCAAGGAAGCCUCUCAGCAGACGCCUUCGUCUCGGCCCUCCCCCAGCUGUCCUCCGUCCUCCAGCCCAAAACCCCCAUCUACCUUCUUCUCCGCCGGACUAAGUCUGGCUCGACCUCGCUCAUCGCUCUGACCUACAUCCCGUCCAAUGCCCCCGUGCGAGCAAAGACGCUCUUUGCCUCCACUCGGUCGACUUUGACCCGUGAGCUGGGCACGGAGAAGUUCGCUUCUACGGUCUUUGCUACCGAGGAAGAUGAGAUUCUGGAUCGGGAGGCGUGGCGUGAGCGCGACGGUGAGGGCCCGAAUGCCAUCUCUCGUGAAGACAUGAUGGGCGAGAAGGAGAGGGAGCUGGAGGCUGUGCGGAGGGCCGAGGCCGAGGCACGGAACGGUACAACCGGGAGGGAUAUUGGUAUCGGAGGUACUUUUGGACACGGCUCGGGUUCUGGAAUGAGGGUUUCUAUGCCAGUUGAUGAUGCGGCCAAGGCUGCUUUGAGGGAUCUACAGGACGGCGGUUUGGUGCAGCUGACUGUUGAUAUUCCCACGGAGAAGAUCGUGUUGGCCGACUCCCAGUCUGGGGUCGAGGCGAACUCUGUCGCUACACACAUUUCCUCCUCUUCGCCGCGGUACUCCUUCUACCACUACCCCGGAUCCGAUGUUGUGAUUUUCGUGUACACCUGUCCCACGGGAUCGUCGAUCAAGGAGCGCAUGCUGCACGCCAGCUCGCGGAGGAAUGCAAUCACGGUUGCCGAACAGGAAGGACUCAAGAUCGAGAAAAAGAUUGAGGCCUCUGGCCCUGACGAGAUCACCGCUGAUCGGUUGCAAGAAGAAGUCACCCCGGCUCGAGACCAGGCUACGGCACGAGGAUUCGCCAGACCUCGCCGCCCCGGCCGGUAA